GUACCCGAUAAGGUUACGUAUAAUGCGUUGUUGGAUGUGUAUGGAAAGUCUAGGCGGACUAAGGAAGCAAUGGAGGUAUUGAAGGACAUGGAGUUUAAUGGGUUUUCUCCAAGCAUUGUGUCUUACAAUUCACUGAUAUCAGCUUAUGCAAGAGAUGGUUUAUUGGAGGAGGCAAUAGCCUUGAAAACCCAGAUGGUGGAGAAAGGGAUUAAACCCGAUGUUUUUACCUACACCACCCUUUUUUCAGGAUUUGAGAAGGCUGGGAAGGAUGAGCCUGCAAUGAGGGUUUUUGAUGAGAUGAAAAGUUCUGGUUGUAAACCAAACAUCUGUACCUUCAAUGCCCUGAUUAAGAUGCAUGGCAACAGGGGAAAUUUUGCAGAAAUGAUGAAAGUUUUUGAAGAGAUCAAGAUAUGUAAGUGCACCCCCGAUAUUGUCACGUGGAACACACUUUUGGCAGUGUUUGGCCAAAAUGGGAUGGACUCAGAAGUGUCAGGAGUGUUCAGGGAGAUGAAGAGGGCAGGGUUUGUACCUGAGAGGGAUACUUUCAACACUCUAAUCAGUUCAUACAGCCGGUGCGGUUCUUUUGAUCAAGCCAUGGCUGUGUAUAAGAGAAUGCUAGAAGCUGGUGUUACUCCAGAUCUUUCUACAUAUAAUGCUGUUUUGGCAGCACUGGCUCGAGGUGGGCUUUGGCAACAGUCUGAGAAAAUACUGGCUGAAAUGCAGAAUAGUCAGUGCAAACCCAAUGAGCUUACAUAUAGUUCUCUGCUCCAUGCUUAUGCCAAUGGCAAAGAAAUGGAGCGCAUGCAUGUUCUUGCUGAAGAAAUAUACUCUGGUGUGAUUGAACCCCAUGUUGUGCUCUUAAAGACACUUGUUCUAGUUUUUAGUAAAAGUGACCUUUUGAUGGAAACAGAACAUGCCUUCUUGGAGCUGAGAAGAAAAGGAUUUUCACCUGACAUAACUACCCUGAAUGCGAUGCUAUCAAUAUAUGGCCGGAGGCAGAUGUUUAUGAAGACAAGUGAGAUUUUGAAAUUUAUGAAUGAGAUGGGGUAUACUCCUAGCUUGACAACUUACAAUAGUUUGAUGUAUAUGCACAGUCGCUCAGAGGAUUUUGAGAAAUCAGAAAAGUUUCUAAGGGAGAUUAUGGAGAAGGGAAUAAAGCCUGAUAUAAUUUCAUACAACACUGUCAUUUUUGGCUAUUGUAGAAAUGGUCGUAUGAGAGAGGCUUCACGGGUAUUCUCAGAAAUGAGGGAUGCUGGGAUUGCUCCAGAUGUAAUCACUUAUAACACCUUUGUGGCAAGUUAUGCAGCUGAUUCUUUGUUUGUGGAAGCUAUUGAUGUGGUCCGCUACAUGAUUAAGAAUGGCUGUAAGCCAAACAAGAACACAUACAACUCCAUUGUAGAUUGGUACUGUAAACAUAAUCGACGGGAUGAUGGAGUUAAGUUUGUCAAUAACCUUCGCAAUCUUGAUCCACAUAUUUCCGAUGGGGAGGAAUCCAGAUUAUUAGACCGUAUUAAAAAUAAAUGGUCAUAGUUAGUUUUUCCUCUAUGAAUGGGGUUGCAGCUCGAUUGGCUUAUUAUUAGCCUCAAAACACUUUAAUGCAUCAAGUUCUUCAUUACCUCUUUCUAUGCUCAUGUUACAAGUAUUUUGUUUAGGAAUGGAGACGAGAAGAAUGUAAUGUUGUUGUUGUACAUGAUUUUGUUGUUUCUCCGGAAGGCUAGCUGCAGGAUAUUGUGAAUAUUUUGUAUCUGAGGGAUUAUACGUUUGUUCAACUCAAUAUAUAUGGUCUGCGGAAAAUAUUGUAUAGAUCAGCUGAGAUGAAAAGUAGUGGGAUGCUGAGUAACUUCAAGGUAUGCACAAAUAACUCUUCAGCAACCACAGAUUAACUCUUCAACAACCACAGAUUGCCAAUGUCUUUAUUUUGAUGGUAAUAAUUGUGAAAAUCUCAUCGCCGCAAGCUUGUAACAAAUCAUGGCAUGACCAUUGUAUGAUUAAUAGUUGAGCAUUUCCAUUUCUGA
Molecule: messenger RNA, 2015 nt
Organism: Prunus avium (sweet cherry)
Lineage: Eukaryota; Viridiplantae; Streptophyta; Magnoliopsida; Rosales; Rosaceae
Source: RefSeq, a predicted model, not a curated record